Molecule: messenger RNA, 870 nt
Organism: Thlaspi arvense
Lineage: Eukaryota; Viridiplantae; Streptophyta; Magnoliopsida; Brassicales; Brassicaceae
Source: the annotation of a GenBank genome assembly
AUGGAGGGGUCACGGCUACCUCCGACCUCCACCUCCACCUCUAACGCAACCGCCACCAACAAUAAAGAAAAUCCCGGUGAUCCUUCUUCCACGUGGCACCGUCCUACCAAUAGUCUCCCACAUCUCCCUUCAUCUGCCUCCCAAGUUUCUUCACCUCCACCCCAUUUCCGUAAACAUUCUCUGAAUCUCUUCCCAACCCUAUCAUCAGCAUCUUCUCCUCCUCCUCCUGACGAUCCGAUCCCGGAGAUCGAGACAUAUGUAGUGCAUGUUCCAAGGGAUCAAGUCUAUUGGACCCCUCCCCCGGAAAAUGCAAGGAUCGUCGAAAGACGGUUGAAUAGUGAUCCAGGGAAAAAGAAGAAGAGAAUUUGCUCUAAACGACUCAUGUGGUUAUUCAUCGCAGUGAUCGUCAUCGGAUUCAUCAUCUGCGCCAUCGCACUAAUCGUCCGUUUUGUAUUCAAGCCCGAACCUCCCGUUUUUGACGUUAAGAAACUCGCGAACUCUCGCCAUUUCGAGAUCAUGUUGACAUCCAAGAACCCAACGUCCAACAUGUGGGUGACCUACAAAGGUCUCGUCUCGCUCACCUACAAGAACAAGAACCUCUGCCAAGGGAAUUUCCCUGAACUGUCACAAGCUGUGUACGGAUUCGAUACUGUAAACUUAACGCUAGAUGGGUAUAAGAACGCGGCCGCGCUGCCACCUGAAGCGAUUAGUUUGGUAUUGACGAUGGACCUCAAUGCGGGAUAUGGCACCGGUUUGGUUAAACGGAACAAGAAAGUGGCGGUGACAUGCGAUGUUAUGGUAAAAGGAUUAUUAGAUGCUAAAGAGGUCGAGAUUGUGUCGGAGAGUUGUGAGAGUGAGUUCACUAUAUAA